Cottoperca gobio is the source of this 2083-nucleotide messenger RNA. Its product is annotated as TNFAIP3-interacting protein 3-like. The transcript is spliced from 11 exons. The record is from RefSeq and is a predicted model, not a curated record. Bases 258 to 1151 code for a protein of 297 amino acids. Gene Ontology annotation, biological process: regulation of transcription by RNA polymerase II; cellular response to lipopolysaccharide. Lineage: Eukaryota; Metazoa; Chordata; Actinopteri; Perciformes; Bovichtidae.
GUCCCCUGCUGAGUGCCGGUUACUGGAGGAGGAGGAGCGGCGGCGUAUUUCCCCCUGAGAGUCUUUCCGGAAACAAGUUUGUUCUGAGUCAAAAGAUUGAGUAACAACGGCUCUGCCCCGGUGACUAACCUAGCCACGCGAGGGAAUCCCGGCAGGUGAUUGGACAAUACUGGCUUUACCACGUCACUCAGGAUCGUCAAUAUAACUUGUGCGGAGCGAGUCGCUGUUUCAAAUCCCAGCUGUUGUGAGAUUUGUACAUGUCGAGGACCCAAGAAAACAACAAGAUGUCACUACAUGAAAACACAAUGGACAGCUCACCUGUGGAGAGAUCUCAGACUACACACAGCAGACAGACACACAGACUGUAUCCAUCACUACGAAAGUACAGAGACGAGGUUGGUGUGGCGGACCACUCCACUGGAGAAAAGCUUCACACAGCUGCAGGGUAUCAUCCCAACAGCCUGCGCAGAGACACUCAGUCAGGAGCGUCGGCUGCCGGCAGUGACAUCAGAAUGAAAGCCCAGAUACUUAUCUUGGAGAGGAAAAUGCACGAGCUUCUCUGUAUUAAUGAGAAAUGGGCUAUAGAGUACUACGCCAUGAAAGAGAAGGUCCAAGACUUACAAGCAUUACUGCAAGGCGAUCACUCGGCAGCGGAGAAGUGUGGAGAAGGAGAAAAGAACGUCACGUUAAACGAGAAAGUCACAGAAGAAGAGAACACAUGGAUUGUGGAGGAGUUACUAAAAGCAGAAAAGAAGGCGACGGAGCUGCGAGCACAAAACGACACUCAGACCCGAAGAUUGCAUCAUCAGGAAGAGGAGAUCAGAAGAUUGAACAAGGCUUUAAAGGAGGCAAGUCAGACUACUCAACCUCUCGAUGUCUGGGAACAGCAGGCAGAAGUCUACAAGGAAGACUUCUUGACUGAGCGCAAGGACAGGGAGAAGCUUAAAAGCAAAUACCUGGAACUAGAGAUGAAGUUUAGAAAAGUUCACAGUGAGCUACAUGCCCUCAAAUCUCAGGCGACUCGGACACCGCGGCCUGUACCUGAAUGCACCUGCACAGAUCGAGCUACAAGUCCGAACUGGGAGGUCCGCCAGAUUAACCAUAACUACAUCCAGUUGCAAAGACGUUGCACACUUGAUAACAAAUCGUGAAAUUCAACGACCUCCUCGCCCUUUGUGGACGUCUCCGAUCACAGUUCAUCAGUAGCAUUGUGAGACUUUAGUUUAUCAAGCAGCACAACAUCAAGGAAGUGAGCUCUGUUCCGUUUCAGUCCUCGGCCGACGGCUCUGCUGCAGGUUCAGCUUCAGGUUCAGCUUCAGGUAGUUUUCGUCGUGGUCGUAAUCCACCAUUUGGAGACCUUGGAAUCAAAUACAUAAAAAAGACACUUAAAGGGCCGGUGAAAUAGAAAUGUGACACUCGAGUAGAAACACUUCCCACGAGGAGAAAAGCAGCAAAGAGUGAGAUAAAAUACUCUAACCCGUUGUGUGCAAAGUUUUCUACGUAAGCCAUUGCGAGCUUGCUCAGUUCCUCCUCUUCGUGUGACACAGGUCCUUUCGGGAGAUAUGAUUUAUUGCACUGCACCAAACACCAUCGACUUCAUCAAAAGUGCGACACAAUGGGAUCUUCCUAAUUCAAGUACCUGUAACCACGGUUUGUACGGUACAAAAGGAGGAUACGAGAAAAAACAAAGCAUCGUCGUAGUGGUCUUGUCGUGCACAGGAGGAGGAAUUAGAAUCAUCAAUCAAGUCGUGUUCUGAUGACGAGAGCUGUGAAAGGAUUCUGAGUCACCGUAAAGCACCUCUGUGGUAUGCAGCCACUUUUAGAACAGGAAGAAUGAGCACCAUGUCGCCAAGAAUCUCUGUGAAAGUGUCCCGUACGUUCUCCGGAGAGUCAUCCUGUCGCAGGUAUUCAUUCAGUAUUAGUUUGUUUGCACCUGACGCCUGUCAGAGGAAAGACAGAUAGGUUGUGGAAGAAAUAAAUAAAUAUAUAGGAAUGUUCAUUUUUACAGUAUGUGUGUGGAUACUUAGGUUUGUUUGUUGCCUGUUUCUUGUGUAUUUAUCAUGACAAUAAAGCAUUGGACGUA